UCAAUCAUCACCAUCGUCGCCUUCACCAAAAUGGCUCCAACCCUUACAGGUCUUCCAUCGGAGAUCCGUCAGCAAAUCUUCAAAGAGUGUCUUAAGGUAGAUGGCGGUUAUAUCUAUGAUAUCCAAACUGAUAAAUUAACGAAUGCCGAUGAAGGCCAUACCCUGAUUGACCUCUCCCUUCGACAUACAUGUCGCUCUAUCGCAAAAGACACGAAAACAAUUCCCCUAGCGGUCAACAUCAUCCACUUCUCAACCAGCUUCCUCCGCGAUGACUGGCGUAGCUUGGCCGGCUGCUUUAACCUGGCUGCUACUGCAUAUUACAUCCUAGAGCAAGACUUGGUCUUUCAUCUUGCUGAGUUCAUAACUCCAGCAAUGUUCGCCCAGCUUGACUCGAAGUUUCCAAGAUUCAGGUCGGCGUUUGAAUCAGAAUUGUCAAACCACAAUAUCAGCAACCCCGUAAGGGACAGGCCCCGCUCGAAAUCCCUUGUCGAUAGGAUGCGACCUCCUCUCUGCCCCUGGGUAGAUUUCUUUUUUAGGCUAUACGUCGACGGUCCCGAUGUCCUUGGUCCUUUUGCCCAUCACAGCUUUGCUGGUGCCCAUGAAGAAGACUUCAUGGACCCAUGUCGUGACUUACCAAGUCAGCCUCAUAAACAAUGGCUGGAGCAAUCCGGGGAUAUCCGAGAUGCACUGUCUUAUUGUCUACGGCUCAUCGCUGAACAGGUACCAACAGAAUUCGCCAACCAGGUAUACAAGACCUUGCCCCACUGGGUUGGCAAGUACCAAUCGCAAGAGUUUCUAAGGCUUAAGUUCAACCUCUGGGAUAUUCCUUCACGGGAGGAGGUCGCCCAUUUAUUGGCUCUAUUGAAUAUUCACGAAUUUGUCUGGAAGCUCCCUGAAAUUUGGACAUAUCCCCUCGGGUUCUACCAGGAACUUGGCGAUGCUCCCAGUAAGCCACGUCCCGAAAACGCCGAACGAGGUCAAUAUGCUACCGAAUAUGAUAAUCCCAUGAGAUUGGUCCAACAUUUCGAUUAUCGCUAUCGCAAGAAAAUAAGAUUCUCUGCUACCGCUUCAGCGAUACGGUUCCUCCAAAGGCUACCCGUUGACCAGCGAAUUCAGAUCCGCAGGGUCACAUUACAUGAAGACUCUCCAUCAGUCAAUAUGCCAUCCCUUCAUGCCCAGGGCCUGGUCCCUUUAUUUAAGGAAAAUCCUCUACUUCGAGUGGAGCGCCGUGUCAGUGUUUUUGGCUGCAUCUACAACUUCGCGGGGCCGAGUGAGGAUUGCAUCACUCGAGCCAAAACCAGACCACUUUAUGGCCCUUCCUUUCUCCCGAAGUUACAAUCCUGGCUUAUUGACGCUCUUGCUAUGCGGGACUUGGAUAUCCCCACAGGCUCCUUUACCUUUACGUUGGAGGGUGGACCCUAUGGCGAUUUUUGCACCGAGGUUUUCCAGGGGUGCAUUCUCAUGAGCAUUGCGGAUGACGAAGCAUUCAUUAAAUGCGGUGAGCUGGGCCUCUUCAGAUCUAUAGAUUCGAUGUCUUGUACACCGGAUCACUUCUUUCUCGACCCCAGAUUCAAGGAAGCAAUUGAUCACUUGGUGAACCAGACAUCGAUUUUGCGUUCUGAUUUUAACCCUGGGGUUCCGGUAGACCCUAACGCAGUGGUCGAGGAAAGUAAAGGAUUUGAUGAUGUGGAAGACCUUAUUGAGAGAUGGGAAUAUUCAGCAAUAUUCUUUGGCUGCAAAAUGCCUACUGAUCUAUACUACGAUGUCAUGCUAGCUGCUAAGUAUGAUUUUCAGACCAGGGAGCAGUAUAUUGAGUCACAGGGAGGAAAGGUCAAGGAACAAGAAUCGUAA
Molecule: messenger RNA, 1851 nt
Organism: Fusarium redolens
Lineage: Eukaryota; Fungi; Ascomycota; Sordariomycetes; Hypocreales; Nectriaceae
Exons: 1
Coding region: 31-1851 (606 amino acids)
Source: RefSeq, a predicted model, not a curated record